AUCCCUCUACUCUCAUAGCACACACCAAGAGACAGAGCUAAGCAACAAUGGCCAAAGUGGUUGCCCUCAUCGCCUCCGCCCUCUGCAUCUUGGCCCUCGCCGGCUUCGCCCAGUCCCAGCAAGAUGAGUUCGUUGUCAAAGGCCAGGUCUACUGCGACACCUGCCGCGUCCUGUUCCAGACCAAACUCAGCAAAAACGUCGCUGCUGCUGGAGUGGAACUGAAAUGCAGGAGCCGUUUGAACGACACGGAGACCCUGUCGGUGACGUCCCAGACCGACCAGGCAGGAGCGUACGAGAUCACCGUGAAGGGCGAUCGCGAGGACGACAUCUGCGAGGUGCACGCCGUCCACAGCCCCCUGUCCGGCUGCGUCGAGACGGCACCGGAAAUCAGCUCGACCAGAGUGUCCCUCGCCGAGAACACCGGCAUGAAGUCCAAAGUCCGGUACGCCAACCCGAUCGGGUUCAGGGGAGACAAGGCCGAUUCCCAGUGCACCGAGGUUCUCGACGAACUGGGUCUUAUCCCUGAACUGAGUAAGGACAAGUUCCAGGAGGAGGACUAGUGCUCAGUUUUUUUUUGAGGAGGAAGACAAUCUUUUUACCUCUUGUUUUUUGUUUUGUCAUGA
Molecule: messenger RNA, 623 nt
Organism: Rhododendron vialii
Lineage: Eukaryota; Viridiplantae; Streptophyta; Magnoliopsida; Ericales; Ericaceae
Product: anther-specific protein LAT52-like
Exons: 2
Coding region: 48-560 (170 amino acids)
Source: RefSeq, a predicted model, not a curated record